AUGAUAUUAAGCAACCGACAACAACAACAACAACAACAACAACAGCAACAGCAGCAGACGCAACAACAGCAACAACAACAGCAGCCACAAGGUGGGCACUCUUCUCUGCUCACCAGUUUGAUCAAUCAUCGGCGACAGCAGCUGCAGCACCACAAGAAACCACCACCAGCAGCAAAUGAUGUAGCAGAACGGAACCAUAACAGCAAUGGUGUCGAUCGGGAAGAGGAAGACGAUUCCGGCUCGGAACGAACGUCGCCGUCGCGUUCGUCUAACUGAAACGUCGCGCCGGGCAAAUGGCCGGAUCCACUCUCGUUCGGUCAUUUGCCGGUUUGUGUCAGAUAGGAGGAGGUUAGGGGGAACGGACGGGUGCGAGCAUUCCUGAGUUUCAGGAAGAAGAUUCAUUUAAGCAUUUGGUAGCGUGAAUACCAAAAAGAAAACAUAACAAUUGUCGAGGUUGCAGACUUUUCACACAACAUACACAAAGCAAGCAAACAAAAAUAGCAGUUAGGAAAUCACACACUUUAACGCAGAUAACGUUUUUUUCGAAACGAAUCGGACAGAUCUUAACAGUAAAUUUCACACUCACCCAUCCGACACCUUCACAGAGUGGCGUUCACACACACGCAUAGCAGCAAGCGCAGAGCAGUUAUGGUGGUGUGUGAGUUGCCACGACAACGACGACGACAAAAGAAGUGUGAAGGUGAUCGAAGAACGGUAAGUAAGAGACAAAGAUCCGUCGAAGGGACAAUUUUCGAGAAAACGGCGCAUAAAUCUUCUUAAGACCUUAAGACAACAGGACCAGAAUUCGAACACAUUUAAAGAGAAAAAGAAAAACAAUAAAGGUUCAAAGGAAACCCGACAAAACAGCAGCAAACACACAUUACCAAUAGAAGGAAACAGCAGAAAGAAAGAAAAAAACCCAAAACGGACAAGAAGCAGCGAAGGAAAUAUUUCUCAAUACAAAGUGGGGAAAGAUUGAAAUUAACAAAACAAAAAAAUUAAAACAAACAACACAUCCAUCUCCGGUGAAGGAGAGAGAGAGUCUUCGGUACUGAUGAUGGUGAUGAAAGAGAGAACUGUUUGAACGAUGGGGAGAAGGAAAUGAGAGAGAGAUUUUCAUCAUUUUUUACAGAUUUGGUUUUGAUUUGUUCGUGCUGUUUUUGGGUAAGUUUAAGAUUGUUUUCUUUGGUUUCCGAGUUUUUGAGUCGAAAAAUCUUUCUUUUAUGUGAUGUGAUUGUGGUCUUAACGACCUGAGGUUUGGCAACACUGUUUCAAUGUCAUUUUCUUCGAUUUCUAUUGUUUUCAUAGAUUUUCGAUGCAUUUCUGAUACUAAAUAAGACGAUCAGUGCACGGUCGCAACAUGGCGACCGUUGAGAAGAUUUUGUGGAAUGCUUUUUGGCAACACGGUGCCAAUGACUUUAAACACAAUUGUGAAAUGCCAUUUUUAGACGGUAUUCAUGAGUUCCCAGUGUGUCAUAAACUCCUGAACUGAGUUUUUUUUGGUCGUUUUCAUCGGUAGAAAUGAGUCUUUACAUGGCGACCGUAAACCCCAAAUUUCAGAAAUUUUCUGUCACUUAGAAUGCUGUCAUAUUGUCAUGGCCUACUGUUGCGUCCUGACGACAAUGUUCUUCUCCGAAAAAGGCACCACGCCUACUUCGAUCGACUUCUUUUUUAACGCUUUGAGAUUCUCAGUUCCACACUGAGAAAAAUUCUCACGUGUAAAUCCCAUUGACAGCGUGACAAUUUCCGGCCACAAUGCUGCGUCGUCGUUCUUUAUCUUUGUGGUGGUGUAGGUUGCUGCGACGACAGACAGACCCACACACACACACACAUGUUAAUCAAAAAGGAAACCCCGUGCAUGAUCUUCUUAAUUAUCAUCUUAUGCUAUACGUUUUACUGUCGCAAAAACAUACGUUUUUUUCCAUGCAUAUUUGCAUCUUACAAACACCCACUCACACACACACACGCACGCAUACGUUGAUGUAGUUUUUAGGUAAUCCAACAAACACACAAAACCGCAGUCGCGCAUCUUUUUUUUUCUUUGUUAUCUAGAGCAAGCAACAGCGUUUUGUUUCUCGUUUCAUUUGCAAGAAGGUGUUUGUGAGAGCGGUUUUUUUCGAAUGAGUGUUAGCGCGAUGAGAGCGAAUGAGAAUGAGAUCUAUUUGAGGUAAAAAUCAGACAAAGUGGUGUACUAGAUUAGCGCCCAGAGAUUAGUUCAUUAGCUGAUAGAGAAGAAAGAAGGAAGGGAAGGAGAUAACAAAAAAAAAGAAACAAAACAACCGGUUAGUAGAUUAUCGAGAGAGAUAGAGGAGGCAGGAGAAAAUGAUGAAGCUGAAAGGCGAGAGAAGUUAUUUCGUAGUGAAAACAAUAAUUAAGUAAACAAGGGGAAUCGUCGGAAUCGCGAUUGAAAGUGGUUUUCGAGUUUCCUUUUUUUUCAUAUUAAACAAAUGAUUAACUAUGAUUAGUUAUUAUUUUCCUGAGACGAGAAAUCUCUUAAAAAUAUAUUUUCUGACGAUUUAUUUUUGCUGAUAGAAUUUUCUUUAUUUUUUAUUACUGAAUAACUAAUGAUUAAUUUAAUGUUAAGUUAGUAGAGUCUCUACUUAGCUGAGAGUGGUGUGUAUGUGUGAAUGCGGGCAGCGGUUUUUGACGGAGCGAAAUCCGCUGCAUGGCGAGCGAGGCGAAAACAAGAGAAAUUAAUACACAAAAAGUAAGGAAAUUAUUUAGUAGUGUAAGAGUGCAAGCGAGCGACUUUCGGGUAGAACAGAAAGAGGACUAGGAAAAAACUUGAACUUCUGAUGGAACACGACCGAAAGGUUGAAUUACAACUGAAACAAAAGAGAAAAAAAAACAGUAAAAGAGAAUAAGUGAAUUAAAAAACGCAUUGAAUAAGAUACAAGUUUGAUCGUAAGUUUAGCUAACACGGACACACUUAUCUCUCAAUGUAAAUAUUAAACGGAUGAAGAAUACCCUAGACAACAACAUCUACAAACAGCAGAAACUCACAAAUACACAGAAACACAUAAAAGCAGUGGUAACCAAUUCGGUUCCGGUCCGUAUACAUAUAUUCGAAUACAGCUAAAGCCCGAUAAGCGUUUCUCAGCCAGAGCCCGAGUUCCCCAACGGGGGACUCCAUCCGACCUACUUUUACUUUUCUUUCUUUGAGAGUUUGACAGAUCGAACGCUGGAAACAGAAAAUGAACAAAAAAUAUACCUAUAAAUAAAGGAAAACACGCAUUAUAAACAAAUUAUUACAAACAAAAAAGGAAAAAGUAAAUAAUUAACAAGUAAGUUUUAGUGAAAAUAAAAAUCCAGAUAAAUUAAAACAAAAGUAAAAACAUAGCGGGAUGCGAUCAAAACAAAGGAAUCAGUAAAAAAACGAGAGACGAGCAGAACUCUCUCGGAUUCUUACACUCGAGCAAAACAAGUAAUGCCACACCAACAACUACCAGCAUGUUGAUGGAUCCCCCCAAUAAGUAUUUAAAAGUACACACUCAGACACACACAAUACAGAAAAAAAACAACAUCCAUACGAACAAAACAAAAAUCGGUUCAGAAAAAAGACACAUUUGAGAAGUAAAGCAGAAACUAUUUAGCGACCGGUAGAGAACUUGAGCAAAACAUUAAAAUAACAAACUAAAGCAUAAAUUCAACAACAUCAACUCCGAUAAAAUACAGACGCGCUGACAAGGGAAAACGAAAUUGAAGUUGAGAGGAACACACUCGAACAAUACUACAUAAGAAAACAAAAAAAAACACGAGAAAGACAAACGUAAACAUAAAGAAACUCAAAACAAAAACACAACACACACACACUCACACAUACAAACACUAAAAAGAAGAAGGAGAAGAAGUAACCCGGUACGAGAGGAGAGACGACGGGAAACACACAGUACACACACGGAUACAUACAUACAUAGGAACAAGCAAACAACAAACACAACAAAACAAAAAGAAGAAGCAAACAAAAAAAAAUACAACAUCUCGAUCCCCCCUUCUUUUGUAUAUGUAAUAAUGUACGUACGUUAAACACAUGUAAUUUUACUGAAGACAAAAUAAAAUGAAAUUAAUUGAAAAAAAAACUAAAAAAAAAAUGA
This is a messenger RNA of Aedes albopictus (Asian tiger mosquito), 4094 nucleotides long. Its product is annotated as putative GATA zinc finger domain-containing protein 25. The coding region runs from base 1 to 276 and encodes 91 amino acids. NCBI's taxonomy places the organism in Eukaryota, Metazoa, Arthropoda, Insecta, Diptera, Culicidae. The record is from RefSeq and is a predicted model, not a curated record. The transcript has a single exon.